AUGGUCAAAACUAAUGAUAAAAAUGCAAAAAAGGAAAAUGAACAUCUACCUCGUUAUAUAAAGAAUAAACCAUGGUAUAAUGACACAGAUAAAUCAGAUGACUAUCUUUCUCAUCAUAGACAAUCCCAAAAGGAAGGAAACUUAUUAGAUAUUGAGAAUAAUAAUGAAGCUAAAUACGGGUUGGGUAUUCAUGAUACUUUUAUGCCUAAUAAUAAGGUAAUGAGUAAUGAGAGAAAGAAGGGUAAACCAACAUGCACUAAUUGCGGAAGCUUUGACCAUACAAAGAAGGACUGUAUGGAGAGGCCUAGAAAAGUUCAGCAAACUAAGAGUAUACCUAACUAUAUCCCAACAAAUGGGAAUGUUAUGAAUGAUAAGGAGAUGGAUUGGGAUGCUCGUAAGGAUCGGUGGUUUGGUUAUUCUGGUAAAGAAUAUAAUGACACAUUAGCCAAAUGGGAACAAAAUAAAAGUCGUCAAGGAAAUAUUAAUAAUCAAAGAGAUACAAAUGAGGAAUAUGAUACGGACGAAGAGGUUGAACUUGCCAAAUUACAAUUAGGAAACUAUAAAAGUACCAAAGAAGAUCAAAAUAAAGAGAAAGGAAGUACAGCAAUCCGUAUACGAGAAGAUAAGGCUGCAUAUUUGAAUGAUCUGAAUUCCGAGACUACCAAUUAUGAUCCGAAAUCAAGAUUAUAUAAGAAUGAUAACUUAGGUUCUAUUGAUGAAAAAUCAAAGAUGUUCCGUAGACAUUUAACCGGAGAAGGUCUUGAAUUUGAUGAGUUGAAUCAAAUGGCAAGAAGUAAUGCUAGAAAGGAAGGAAUUAGAGAUGAAGUGAAAAAUGUUAAGAAAAUUGAGCAUGUUCUUAUUGCUAAUCCAACGAAAUAUGAACAGAUGAUGAAAAAUGAGAAAUCUCAAAUAAUGAAUGAAACAAAUACCACACCAAAUAAACCAAAUUUUAUAAAAGGAGAAGCAAAGAAGAAUAAGGGUAAAAAACAAAAUAAAAAUUCAAGAGAUCAAUUACGAAGUAUGUAUAAAUAG
This is a messenger RNA of Maudiozyma barnettii, 1032 nucleotides long. RefSeq names its product mRNA splicing protein SLU7 (gene SLU7). Gene Ontology annotation, cellular component: spliceosomal complex. Gene Ontology annotation, biological process: mRNA splicing, via spliceosome. The record is from RefSeq and is a predicted model, not a curated record. NCBI's taxonomy places the organism in Eukaryota, Fungi, Ascomycota, Saccharomycetes, Saccharomycetales, Saccharomycetaceae. Bases 1 to 1032 code for a protein of 343 amino acids. Gene Ontology annotation, molecular function: pre-mRNA 3'-splice site binding. The transcript has a single exon.